AUGUUAAGACUAAUUCAAUGGAAUUGUGAUGGGUUUUAUCCCAGACUAGAAUACUUACAAAAACUUAUAUCGGACUGUUCGCCCAAUUUUAUUUGUCUCCAAGAAACCAAUUUCACCAAAGCUCACCACCCUUAUCUAAAAAACUACACCAGUUACAACUUUUUAAGACCUACACACCUACGAUGGAAAACACUAGAUAGUUUAUACGAUAGCAAUCACUACCCCAUCCUUAUCUCAAGUCAUAUCACAGAAACUGCAGAAGUCAAAACCAAAUGGAAAAUUACUGGUGCAAAUUGGAGUUUAUUCAGCGAUACUGUUGAGGACCUUUCAAACCAAGUAAUUUUCAGGGAAAACAUCGACGAUGCCGUAGAGCAAUUUAAAAAUUGUAUCCUAACUGAAGCUGACCAGUGCAUAGGCAAAUACACUAUUAAUUCCUCAAGAAAGACUGUCCCGUGGUGGAAUGACUCCUGCAAACUAGCAAUAAAAGAAUACAAGAAGGCUCUUAAUAGAUAUCGCAAAACCCGUAGCACUGAAGAUCUUAUUUAUUUUAAGAAAAUGCGUGCAAGAUCCAAACGAGUUCUGAAGGAAAGCAAAAAAGAAUCAUGGAAAAAAUUUGUAAACAGCAUAACUUCAGAUACCCCUCCCGCCCAAAUGUGGACCAAAAUCAAACAAAUGAGAGGACUAAACACAUAUCGAAAAAUACCCGCAAUAACAGACGGAGAUAACAUCAUUACAAAUGAUAACCAAAUAACAGAAACACUAGCCAAAUACUUUCAAAACAAAACUAAGUCUGAACUCUCCGUUCCGUACCCCACAAACCACUUGCCACCUAUCCCUAUCCAAACCAAUCCAAUAAACCUUGCCUUCACAGAAGAAGAGCUAAAUUUGACAAUAUCAUCAAUGAAAAACUCGUCUGCAGGUCCUGAUGAGAUCCCAUCUAUUUUUCUUAAACAUCUACAUACAGCAACUAUCUCGAAGCUGCUCGCGCUCUUCAAUAAGAUAUAG
Diabrotica virgifera virgifera (western corn rootworm) is the source of this 1005-nucleotide messenger RNA. RefSeq lists its product as uncharacterized. Bases 1 to 1005 code for a protein of 334 amino acids. The transcript has 2 exons. The record is from RefSeq and is a predicted model, not a curated record. Lineage: Eukaryota; Metazoa; Arthropoda; Insecta; Coleoptera; Chrysomelidae.